AGCAAUCGGGUGCGCGCGACGACCACGAUACCAGUGAACGGUGGUACAUUUCGCCGCCUCGAACCACCUACCCUCGCGAACGUUUUAUUCGGUUCGGUCGUUGGUCCGAGGCAACCCGUGCCGAUCAAUUCGACGCGUUCGCGGCGCGUGGUGCAUCAGCGUUUCACGCCGCGCCGUACGGCUCGUCACCAGCAGCCAGGGGUUACCGGGACCGCUUACCCUCGAGGGAAACAUUGCAGAGGAGAUUGCUCGCGUCGCGUUGCCCGAUCGGUUUCCGUGCCGGUGUUUCGCCACGGCUCGGAUUUGCUCGGCUAAAAUUACACGACCAGUGAUCGAGGAACGCCGUUGAAAACGUGCAACGUGCAGCGUGCCCGUUGACGCAAUGGCACACUUUAAGAUGUGACUCCUUCCUUCGUUCACGCUUCGAUCGCGUCAGCUGAUCGACAACGUGUAGCGAACAAAUUAGGUGAUUAUCGGCGAACAUGGCUCUGGUGAUGCUGCCCUGCGACCUGCCGUGGUGGCCAGCCGUGGUCAAGCAACUGGACCGCGCGGCCGCCGCCAGAGACUCCGAGAAUCUCGUGGAGGCGAUGCAACGCUUGCACGACAUGUGCAAACGCGAGGAACAGUGCAUACUGAAAAGCAUCAGCCUCGAUCCCGAGGAGGACUCGCAGGACCCCGAGCUGUUCUCCGGAUUGGCGUCGUUCCUCGACGCGGACCUCGACUCGGCGGAACGGGGACACGUGCUCGGCAAGACGAUACCGCGGAUGGUGGAACGGGCGAAAGCGUUGAGAAGCUGCAAACCUCCGCAGGGGUUGCACUUCAGCCUCCAGCAACAAGGUGACUGCGUCGAGUACAGCUACGGGUUCGUCUCGUCCCUGAUCGCGAACGCGUUCUUCUCCACGUACCCGAAGAGGACCGCGAAAACCCAUCCGACCCUGCGCGACUUCAAUUUCACCAACUUCUUCAAGCACCUUCGAAAUAACGGACAGAAAGCGAAACUGAAAAGUAUCUUUCACUACUACGACUAUCUGGACACGGAGAACGCGUUGGACGGUAAACUGGUGAUCUCCAGGCAGGUAAUGACGUCGAAGCAGUGGCUGACCAUCGAGGAUUGGCUGGAGAGCAGCGUGCCCCUCUGCCCGCUGAUGAUACGGCACGAGGGUCGGUUGGAGAGGGUGGAACCGGAAACGAAAGUAUUGCGCGUUUGCUUCGCGAGCGCGAAGUUUGGCGGCGGCGUGCUUGACGGUGAUGUUACGCAAGAAACUGUACAUAUAGCGACGCAUCCCGAGAUGCUCGCGGCGAUUCUGUCGGUCGAGGCUUUAGAGGACAACGAAGCUCUGAUAGUGGAAGGCGUUAGACACGUGUCUCGAAUAAACGAUCCCCGCAACAGAGCCACGUUCGAGGCUCUGGCCAAACCGAAUACCGUGACGGUCUGCUGCAUCGACCCCGAGGAUUACUCGACGCUGCCCCUGCCGCAAUUCGAGGAGGACAACGUGCUACGGGAAAUGAACAAAUCGUUGCUCGGGUUUCGGCAGAGACGCGUGCCGAGCAGCCCGACGGAUCCGGUCGGCAAGUCGGAGUUGGAUCCGGACGGCGCGUUGAGCUCUCGCAGACUCUCGCCGAUCGGAGAGAGCUUCAGCAGUACACCGCCGGAAACGGACGCCGACGACAAGCCGGUGUCCGCGAAUCACGACGUUAGAGAAGGGAAAUCGACCGAGCAGAGCAAGUGCGACGGUCCGACGGAGGUUCGCACCAGGCCGAACGGCAAGUCCGUCAGGCCGCCGAGCCCUCACAAGACGUGCAAGGACGCCAGCUGCACCAGCAGGAGGAGCCGAUUCAUAGUCCUCGGCUCGAGCGGAGAAGUUCUGCCCGUCACGCGGAAGUCGCUCGGGCAAAUGUCGGUGUACAGCAGCUGCAAUAGCCAGAGCACGGACAGCUUUCACAGCGCGAAAGACGUGAUAGACGAAGAUCUCGAGGAGGAAGAGCAGAGGUUGAGCAAGCGGUACAGCAGUCAAUUGGACACGCCGGAGAGGAGGGGGACGUUCGCCCAGCGUCUGAGGGACGCUCUGAAGCGCGAGAGCACGGCGACCGGCGGCGCGACUUCCUCGAACACCUCGUCCGGAGAGAGCAGCUACGCGGUAGGGAUAAGCGUGUCCGGGAGUCACGUUUACGAUCAAGAUAUUAAGGUGAAAAGGGGUGGCUCGAGGGGCUUCGUCCUCAGAGACGAAACCGUGGACGAGGAGUUUCUGAAGGAGUCGUUGGAAGCGGAGCAAAAGUGGCUGGGUAGGUUCCGGCAAAAUCAAUCCACGCUUCAGCGGAGAGACACGAGCGCUAGCAGUAGAUACAGUUUCAGCACCGAAUACAAUUCUGAUUUUUGUUCGGAGCUCGAGGAGGUGUACGAGCAGCUAGCGAAAUGGUUGGAAGAGCCUGCAGCGGCGGACGAGUCCCGCGAAUUAGACGCGAGAGACAGGGCGGUGGUUCGGUUCGCCGGCUCGUUGUUGAAGAGAGCUCUCAGCGAGUCGUUCGCCGGCGUGCCGGUACAGGAGGGUGAACCGCAACCCCUCAUUGAUUCCGUCGACGUGAAUCAAAGGCACAAGCUGGCUUUGGCCGUCAGAAGUUUGAGUUUAGAGCUAGCCCGACAAAAAAAUAGGAGACAGCAAUCAAUACCAUCGUCUUUCGUACGUAGCCAAGUCUCACCGGAUCAUUACGGUACGCAGGUCUCAGACUCCGAAGACGUAGAAUAUUACGAAGACGCUUUAAGUAAUCAUACCACGUCGAGAGAGGUAAAGGAUAUCCAACGUAAAAAGCUUAGGACGGUAACGUUCACGUCCGAACUUUUUCAAACAUUGGUCGACGACGAAACUACCGUGUAUCUGUCUAAUCCUGUUUCUUUAAGUACAUCUGGACCCAUAAAGGAUAAUCUUGCGCAAGAAUUCGAAUCGCAUGCUACACUUAACAUACCGAGAGACAGUAGUCCGCAAUCCGGUGGAUUGUUGCCUGUCGCCACUGGAAAUUGGGGAUGCGGAUCUCGAUUGAAAGGGGACCCCCAGUUGAAGCUUGUUAUUCAGUGGCUCGCCGCUUCUUUGGCGGGCGUGCCAAAAUUAAUAUAUUACACGGCAGGGAAUCCCAGGCUAUCGAAGUUAGAUACUGUGAGCAGAGUACUGAUGGACAGGCAUUGGUCGGUCGGCGAUCUGGCCGCCGCCACGUUAAGAUUUUCAUUGCAAAUUAUGGAGGAAAGAACCGAGGGAAGGAACACGCUGUUCGAAGAGAUAAUCGGCAUGGACAAACCUAGUCCUUAGCCCGACUCGAUGCUGUCCGUUCUGGUGGACAUUUUAGCCACCAUGAUCGAGGACAGCCUGCUGAACGCUUAACGCCGAUUCUAUUACCAGAGGAGAACCGUCUGCGAGAACUCUCGCAGCUGACGAACGAAUUUAGAAGCAGGCGUGACGACCGUCGCAGAAACCUUUCGUUUACCAACAAUUUUUUACGAAUCGAUACGAUAUGGGGGAAACAUCGAUCCCCGCGGUUUCCAAUGUUUCAUAUCAAUGCAAUAUCAAACAAAAUCGCACAACUCAGCGUACAAAGGGGAAUACUUAAAAUACAAAACGAGAAUUUAAAUACAGUUUAAGUGAACGAUACAGGCGAACAAAGUCAAAAAGUGUUGUUAUUACAGGUUGUACGAGAGACAACUGUGUUAUAUGAUUUUCCGGUGUAUAUUGUCAUUGUUGUCCUAACAGUAUUUAUAGAGAUUUAAUAGUCUAUAUUCACGGAAAAUGUCAAUUCAGAUUUAUGUUCGUAUAGAAUACGUGUAACCUGAGAUACGGUUACCUGCAAUAACUAACGAGGCACAAUAUAUCACACUAUAUUUUGUACAGUAUAAUAUUUAAAGUCGUUGUAUGUGUCGGAUCAACGCGUAUGUAAUAACUUAAUGA
Molecule: messenger RNA, 3932 nt
Organism: Nomia melanderi (Alkali bee)
Lineage: Eukaryota; Metazoa; Arthropoda; Insecta; Hymenoptera; Halictidae
Biological process (GO): carbohydrate metabolic process; regulation of DNA repair; nucleotide-sugar metabolic process
Cellular component (GO): cytoplasm; nucleus
Molecular function (GO): poly(ADP-ribose) glycohydrolase activity
Source: RefSeq, a predicted model, not a curated record